CAUAGCACGAAGGCUCGCUGCGUACACUCAUCUGGGAAGCUACGCGGCCAGGAGGCUGGCCCUUUCUCUAGCUACUCGAAUACCACGUGGUUUCCUCGCUGCAAACAAAAAAAUAGUGAAUUCGAGUCGGUUUAGAGGCGGUGCCAUCGCCAGGCAGAAGGAUCUGUGACAGUGCAGAGUACAACUCGAGGUUGAGGGGCAGAGAGAGGAAAACAUUUCUCCCGAUCCCGCCAUACUUCUACCACUAUUCCACCAUAACCACCAUCAAAUUAAUUCAAAUUGAUCCAUUCUACAUUGUGCGAUUCAUUCGCUUGGGUUGCUGCAGUCAAGGUUUCUCCACUUCAGUAUUGGACUUAAUCAGACUACAACACUACCAUUACUUUCAACUUUUUUUCCUUUUUCUUUUAGUUUUACUUUGAAAAUAAAUGUAUUUCGUUUUCUUUUACUGCUUGUGGACAUUUGCAAGUGUUUUCAACCUGUGAUCAUCCUGGGUAGUUCUAUCUUGUUGCGUUCUCAAAGAAAAAAAAGUUUUGUUGCUCAGAUUUUUUCAUUUAAAUUGGAGGACCUCUAUUUUUCAACAUGAACAAGCUAUACAUUGGAAAUCUCAAUGAAAACGUGACUGCGGAGGACUUGGUUAAAACCUUUGACGACAACAAGAUUCCAUACUCUGGGCAGUUUCUUAUGAAAACUGGCUACGCGUUUGUUGAUUGUCCGGACGACCAAUGGGCUAUGAAAGCCAUUGAAGCAUUUUCUGGUAAAGUGGAGCUCCAUGGGAAACAUAUUGAGGUCGAACACUCUGUCCCUAAGAAGCAAAGGUGGGCGGUGCAGCUACUCGGAGAACCGCCUCUUCCACGAUGCUGUAGUACUCUCGAGUAGUUUACAGACUUUAUGAAUGAAGGCAGGUUUUCCUCCUAACAGCAGCGCAAGGCUGUAGAGCGAGCGCUAGCAGCUGAGCGAUGGGGGGAGGUGUGUAGCCACGGUACCGACAGACCGAGAGAGGAGCAAGAGUGUUUGCAUCCUCAAUAGAAUGUAAUGGACAGUCCUUGCUUUCGAAUGAAAUAUAGCCAGACGUGCAUUCAUAAUAUGUAGAUUUACAAUGUUGUGCAUGUCUUCGACUAUGGUUGCAUAGCCUAUAAAACUACAAUGGCAGCACUACAGUGGCAGCUGUUUUUUUUUUUUUGUGUAAGUUAUUAAUAAUAUAUUAUCUUUAUAAGCGUUUGUUUUACCCAUACAGGAACCAGGCCAGGAAUUCUCAACAUGACACUCAUCCAUAUCAAUUUAUUCAAUAGGUGACGCCCAGAUGAAUUGUGCUGUCACUGAUGUUUCUAAAUGUUCUGGUAUAUUCUGCGCUGCCACAUGUGACUGUAUUUCAUUGUGGUAAUUGGGCGUUGUCAAAUAAAAAUGGCUGCCAACUUGCUGGCUCAUAUGGUUCAGACUUA
This is a messenger RNA of Salvelinus sp. IW2-2015, 1439 nucleotides long. RefSeq names its product insulin-like growth factor 2 mRNA-binding protein 1. The record is from RefSeq and is a predicted model, not a curated record. Gene Ontology annotation, molecular function: RNA binding. NCBI's taxonomy places the organism in Eukaryota, Metazoa, Chordata, Actinopteri, Salmoniformes, Salmonidae.